Molecule: messenger RNA, 471 nt
Organism: Insectozyma verbasci
Lineage: Eukaryota; Fungi; Ascomycota; Pichiomycetes; Serinales; Debaryomycetaceae
Source: the annotation of a GenBank genome assembly
AUGUUCUUUACUAUUGUAUUCAUAGCUAUAAUAUUGGUUAUUAUUAUGAUUCUAUUACCUUAUUUUUCAGGUUUAACUAAAGUUGAAUUAGAUACUCAUCAUCAUGGCAAUAAGAAUAAGAAACAAUCAAUACCAAUUCAGCAACAUCAAGAACAACAAUAUGGUUAUAUCCCACCUGAUGAAUUAUAUCAACAACAACAUCCAGAUAAUGAUCAUCAUUCUAAAACUAGUGCAUUAAAAGAAAAAUUUCAAUUGACUCAAGAAGAUAUGCCGAUUAAAAUCAAAUUAACUGAUUCAGAAGGUUUAAGAAAACGUAAAAAGGAGAAAUUAGAUCUUGAUACAAAUCCAAAUAAUUACGACUAUGAUAUUGAUGAAUUAAUACAAGAAGAAAAUAUAAAUGCAAAAGAAGAACAACAAAAAGAAUUUUAUAAAAAUCAACCAUUUGGUAAAGAAAGAGAAGAAAUGGUUUAA